Molecule: messenger RNA, 1827 nt
Organism: Scleropages formosus (Asian bonytongue)
Lineage: Eukaryota; Metazoa; Chordata; Actinopteri; Osteoglossiformes; Osteoglossidae
Product: ankyrin repeat and SOCS box protein 15-like
Exons: 10
Coding region: 73-1827 (584 amino acids)
Biological process (GO): intracellular signal transduction
Cellular component (GO): cytoplasm
Molecular function (GO): protein binding
Source: RefSeq, a predicted model, not a curated record
CACAAACACGCAGCCAAGACAACCCGAGCGAGACCUGUGAGUUCGGUGUGACAAGGCACACACGUCACAGCUAUGGAUACCAGUGACAAAAGAGAAGAUGGUCUCGAGUUUAUUAUUCAAAAGAGUACCGAAGAGUCCUGCACAGAACCGUUCUUAGGGUCAGCUGGAAGUUUUGGAGUUGCCAGCGACAACAGUCUAAAGAUCCUGGCAGCCAUUGAAGAAGGGGAUGUAGCUGCUCUACAGAAGAUGAUAAGGCUCACGGCAGCCUUUGCCGAGACGGACACCAGGGGUUGGCUUCCUCUCCAUAGGGCCGCGGUGCAGACCAACGUGGACGUGCUGGACAUGGUGGUGCAGGGGUCAUGCUGGCUAAGCCUGGAGGAGAGGACCCUAGAAGGGGAGACGGCCCUGAUGCUGGCAGUGCAGGCUGGACUGCUGGGGAACGUGAAGGUGCUGCUGGAGAAUGGCGCUUCUCCACACAACACCAACAGCAGGAACGAGUCUCCUCUUCUUCUGGCCGUGAGAAUCCGAUCGUACGACAUCGUGUCCACACUCAUCAUGAAGGGGGCUUUUGUGGAGCAGGUCUGCCUGAAGAAGUGGACAGCCAUGCAUGAGGCAGCCAGGGUGGGCUGUGAUGACAUCAUGAUGCUGCUGCUAAGAAACGGGGGCAGGGUUACGGAAAGAGAUGGACAUGGCGUGACUCCGUUGGGUGUAGCAGCGGAGAAUGCCCACGCAGAAGUCCUGGAGAUUCUCAUUUACCACGGGGCUGAUGUGAAUGCGAGGGCCCCCAAUGGUGACAGUGUCCUGCAUGAUGCUGCUGCUUCUGGAAACCCCGACUGUGUAGACCUUCUCCUGCAAAAUGGAGCCAACGCAAACAUAGAAAAUCUAAGUUCGCAGCUCCCAAUCCACCGGGCUGCCUACAAGGGCCACUACCUGGCUCUAAAAAUAUUAAUUCCAGUAACAACAAAAAGGGCCAUUUGUCGUUCUGGGCAAAGUCCCAUUCACUGUGCAGCGGAUGGAGGCCAUGCACAGUGCUUGGCGCUGCUCAUAGAGAAUGGGUUCGAUGUCAAUGCCACCUUAGAGAGGUACAUCUUCGAAAACUACGCAGAUAAGCGGAGGACAGCUUUGUACUUCACAGUUUCCAAUGGUGACAUCACCUGCACGGAGCUCUUGCUGAACGCUGGGGCGAAACCCGACAGAGAUCCUCUGCACUGCCUCCUGGUGGCCGUCAGGGCCGGGAGGUAUGAGAUUGUGAGGCUGCUCCUGGCCAAGCGGGCGGACGUGAACUGCUACUUCACAGUGGUCAGUGACACGGUGUUCCCCACGGCCCUGCAGUACUGCCUGAGGGACGAAGUGAUGAUGCGUCUGCUGCUCAACGGCAGCUAUGAUGCAGGGAGAUGCUUCUGCUGUCACCAUGACAACAGCUUCCAUACACAUUGCCCCUCAAAUGAUCUUAGGAGCCAGAUGUGUGAGAUAUGCAACCAAGAGGAGAAAAUCCCUUUCUGUGACUUCAUCAGUGUAUCGUGUCUGAAGCACUUGACUGGAACUGUGGUGCGGGUUCUACUGGACUAUGUGGGACACGUGUCCAUCUGUUCCAAGCUCAAGCUGACUCUGGAGAAGCACAAAGAGUGGCCUGAAAUCGCUGACAUUCUGGGAAACCCACGGUCACUGAAACACCUGUGCAGACUGGUGAUCAGAAGACAGAUGAGUGUGAAAACACUGUGUGACAUCAGCACCAUGGAGUCAUCUCCCCUCCCACCCAGAAUCAAGGAUUACCUGCUUUAUAAGGAGUAUGAUCUAUAUGGCAAAAGUGUAGGGCUAAGCAGGUGA